Messenger RNA from Papaver somniferum (opium poppy), 836 nucleotides. Its product is annotated as protein NEN4-like. Gene Ontology annotation, molecular function: 3'-5' exonuclease activity; nucleic acid binding. The coding region runs from base 34 to 582 and encodes 182 amino acids. The record is from RefSeq and is a predicted model, not a curated record. The transcript has a single exon. Lineage: Eukaryota; Viridiplantae; Streptophyta; Magnoliopsida; Ranunculales; Papaveraceae.
AAAAUAAACUGUGUUGAGAACAAGAAACAACAGAUGCUGAAAUCAAACAUGUCUUCCCAAAAUGUUGCUGAAAUAGUGUUUUUCGAUUUAGAAACAACGGUACCGAGAAAAGCAGGAGCGAGGAUUUGGGUCUUGGAAUUUGGUGCUAUAGUCGUUUGUCCACAGAAGCUUGAAGAAUUAGAGAGUUAUUGUACACUGAUAAGACCCACAGACUUAUCGGUGGUUAACCUCAAAUCUGGAAGAGUUGAUGGAAUCACACGUGGGGCUGUUAGAACCGCUCCCAAGUUUGAAGAUGUCGCUGACAGGAUAUUUGGUCUGCUAGAUGGUAAAGUUUGGGCAGGGCAUAACAUCCACAGAUUUGACUGUCCACGCAUUAGAGAAGCUUUUGUUGCCAUUGGACGUGCCCCUCCAGUACCUGUCGGAACGAUCGACUCUUUAGGAAUUCUGGCCCAGAAAUUUGGCAGGAGAGCUGGAAAUAUGAAGGUAACAACAACCCUAAUCAUUAAAAAACGAAAUGAUACAACAUCAUUUAGAAUAUUAAAAAUGCUUUUACCGACAGUUCCAUUAUAUCGGAUAAUCUAAAGGUGAAGCAGGAAUUACUUUCCGCCAUGGUAAUCCCAUCAAACUACGUUGUAGGUUACAAGAGUAACCUUGUGUCAUGGUUUAAGUCAAUUUAACUGGAAAACGAAAUGGACUAGUAUAUGUAUAAACAUGAAUUAUAGAUCUUUUUAUCUUCUCAUUCAUUUUCCUUUUUAUGUUGAUGUGCUCUAAUGGGCAUUCUAGUUUGUUUAAGAUGAUGGAACACUAAAUGAUUACAAAAUUCGCAAAUUAAUGAA